AUGCAUAUAAACGACGUCCUGGACAAGGCCGACAUCGAGCAACGACUCAUCGAGACGACCGGGCAAUCAUUCGACAAGCUGUUCAAGACCCUUUUGCUCCAUCAAACGUCAUCAACCGAAAUUUUCCAAACCGUCAACAACAACGGCGGCAACAACAACAACGACAACGACGACAGCCACGAAACAUUUCUCGAUCGACGCUAUCAAAACUAUGAACAAUAA
Molecule: messenger RNA, 222 nt
Organism: Cotesia congregata
Lineage: Eukaryota; Metazoa; Arthropoda; Insecta; Hymenoptera; Braconidae
Source: the annotation of a GenBank genome assembly